This is a messenger RNA of Lichtheimia ornata, 1134 nucleotides long. Its product is annotated as isocitrate dehydrogenase, NAD-dependent. Lineage: Eukaryota; Fungi; Mucoromycota; Mucoromycetes; Mucorales; Lichtheimiaceae. Gene Ontology annotation, biological process: isocitrate metabolic process; tricarboxylic acid cycle. Gene Ontology annotation, molecular function: magnesium ion binding; NAD binding; isocitrate dehydrogenase (NAD+) activity. Gene Ontology annotation, cellular component: mitochondrion. The coding region runs from base 1 to 1134 and encodes 377 amino acids. The transcript is spliced from 9 exons. The record is from RefSeq and is a predicted model, not a curated record.
AUGUUGCGUACUUUGGCUUCUCCUUCUCGCCAUUUUAGCACAGGUGUCAAGGCAUUGGCAGCAACACCACGUUCAGUUGCCGGCUCAAGCGCCGCUUUAAGCACUGCAGCUACUGAAAAAAAGAAUAGCACGAGACACAAUGUCACGCUUGUACCUGGUGACGGUGUGGGCAAGGAGUUAUCCGAGUCUGUUCAAGCCGUGUUUGCUGCUGUGAAGGCUCCUGUCGACUGGGAACAAUUUGACUUGACAGGCCACGUCUCUUCCAAUGAUGCUCUUAUGAAAGAUACGCUCGCAUCGCUACGUCGUAACAAAGUGGGUCUCAAGGGUACGCUUUAUACGCCCGUUUCCAGGAUGGGGCACGCGUCAUUCAACGUGUCGAUGCGCAAGGAUCUCGAUAUUUACGCAUCCAUUUCACUCAUCAAAAACAUCCCUGGUGUGCCAUCACGUUUCAAUGAUGUGGAUCUUGCCAUUAUUCGUGAAAAUACCGAAGGCGAAUAUUCAGGUCUCGAACAUCAGUCUCAUCCAGGUGUUGUCGAAUCGUUGAAGAUCGUGACUCGCGCGAAGACUGAACGUAUUGCUCGCUUUGCUUUCGACUUUGCUUUGAGGAACAAUCGUAAGCGUGUCACAUGUAUCCACAAGGCCAAUAUCAUGAAACUUGGUGAUGGUCUCUUUUUGAAAACUUGCCAGGAUAUCUCUGAGGAAUACAAGGGAUCUGGAAUCGAAUUCAACAACAUGAUUGUUGACAAUGCCUCCAUGCAAUUGGUAUCAAGACCGCAGCAAUUCGAUGUGAUGGUGAUGCCCAAUUUGUAUGGCAGUAUUCUUUCCAAUGUUGGUGCAGGUUUGGUGGGUGGACCAGGCAUCAUUGGAGGUGCCAAUUUCGGUCGAGAAUAUGCCGUCUUUGAACCAGGUUGUCGUCACGUUGGCGCUGAUAUCGGAGGAAGCAAUGUUGCCAAUCCUACCGCCAUGAUCUUGAGCUCGGUGAUGUUGUUACGUCAUCUUGGACUUGAUGAGCAUGCCAAUCGUAUUUCGAAUGCUGUGUAUCGCACUAUUCAAUCGGGCACGGCCAAAACACGAGAUAUGGGUGGUAAAAGCAGCACCAGUGAAUUCACAAAGGCUAUCAUUUCAGCCCUUUAA